Jaculus jaculus (lesser Egyptian jerboa) is the source of this 4091-nucleotide messenger RNA. It is a transcript of the gene Gpr45, whose product is annotated as G protein-coupled receptor 45. Gene Ontology annotation, biological process: G protein-coupled receptor signaling pathway. The record is from RefSeq and is a predicted model, not a curated record. Bases 935 to 2053 code for a protein of 372 amino acids. Gene Ontology annotation, molecular function: G protein-coupled receptor activity. Gene Ontology annotation, cellular component: membrane. The transcript has 3 exons. NCBI's taxonomy places the organism in Eukaryota, Metazoa, Chordata, Mammalia, Rodentia, Dipodidae.
AUUCUGGCUGUGUUCUACUCAAGUCCUGAGACCUUGAGCAAAGUUGAAUUCAAGAAUACUGGACUAAGGUGUUUGGUGGAGGAAAUGUGAGCAGGUUCUCAUACCAGACACAGAGACUGCUGAAAUUGCAAUUGUUUAGGAGCAUGCCACCACUGAGAAUGGGCCAGCUGCCCUGCAUUGGGGCAAUAGGAGGAGUGCUGACUCUUUUGGAAAGGAGAGUUCUGAAGGAAGAAUGCUGAAGUUUCCCACUGCACAAAGCUCACUUUAUUACCCUUUGGUUUAACAAAUUUGGUAGCCCACCUGGUGCUGGUUUUGGAACUAUAACAAAUGCAGGAAAUAGGGCCAUGGGAUGCAACCACAGACAGUGAGAAAGCAGGACUGAGGUCUCUACAAAGGAGGACCUGUGAUACUAUUGUAUGGAGCUGUGAAGAUCAACUGUUGGUUGCAGUGGCAAUCAUAGGAUUUUGGAGAUGCCAGGACUAAAGAAUGUGACAGAAAAGGAAAGCUUCUGGUCGUUGGAUCUUCUCUGGGCUACAGGUGGCACUGUUGGAUGGAAGCUACUGAAGCCUUUUGGAGCACUUCAUCACUAGUUACAGAGCUCACUGAGGACUCGUCCAAGCACAUCAUCUCCCACCAGAGCACAGGGCCAGUGGGCCUGAGGCCACCCUCUCCAGGCUGCAGUGGCCCACUUGGGGAGAUGUGCAGUUCACACACACACAUGUGGCUGCCACAGACAGGAAAAGGAUGUGACUGAUGACCCACAGAUCCCAGCUAGCACUCCCAAAGAAAGACUUCUCUCAACCUUUCCAAGGCCCAAGAAAGCCUCAGACAUUGAGGGAAAAGAUGCAGCCCUCUGGCAGAAAAUGAAAGCCGCGCCAGCACUGAAGGGUGCCCUUGCAGCCACUUCUGUCCCGGCUCCAAGUUGCUCUUCGCGAUGGCCUGCAACAGCACCUCCAUGGAGACUUACUCAUACUUGCUGUUGAACGUAAGCAAUGCCUCCGACUCCAGGGUCGCCCCCCUUCCCGCCCCCCUCAGGUUGUCCUUGGCAAUCAUGAUGAUGCUGAUGAUUGUGGUGGGAUUCCUGGGCAACACGGUUGUGUGCAUCAUCGUGUAUCAGAGGCCGGCGAUGCGCUCUGCCAUCAACCUGCUGCUGGCCACCCUGGCCUUCUCUGACAUCAUGCUGUCCCUGUGCUGCAUGCCUUUCACUGCCAUCACCCUCAUCACCGUCCGCUGGCACUUUGGGGAUCACUUUUGCCGGCUCUCGGCCACGCUCUACUGGUUUUUUGUCCUGGAGGGCGUGGCCAUCCUGCUCAUCAUCAGCGUGGACCGCUUUCUCAUCAUCGUCCAGCGCCAAGACAAGCUGAACCCACGCAGGGCCAAGGUGAUCAUCGCGGUUUCCUGGGUGCUGUCUUUCUGCAUCUCCGCGCCCUCGCUCACGGGCUGGACGUUCGUGGAGGUGCCCGCGCGGGCCCCGCAGUGCGUGCUGGGCUACACCGAGUUCCCCGCCGAGCGCGCCUACGUGGUGACGCUGGUGGUGGCCGUGUUCUUCGUGCCCUUCGGCGUCAUGCUGUGCUCCUACCUGUGCAUCCUCAACACCGUGCGCAAGAACGCCGUCCGCGUGCACAACCAGUCCGACAGCCUGGACCUGAGGCAGCUGUCCAGAGCCGGCCUGAGGCGGCUCCAGCGGCAGCAGCAGGUCAGCUUGGACCUGAGCUUCAAAACCAAGGCCUUCACCACCAUCCUCAUCCUCUUCGUGGGCUUCUCCCUCUGCUGGCUGCCGCACUCCGUCUACAGCCUGCUGUCGGUGUUCAGCCGGCGCUUUUACUACAGCUCCUCCUUCUACGCCACCAGCACGUGCGUCCUGUGGCUCAGUUACCUCAAGUCCGUCUUCAACCCCAUCGUCUACUGCUGGAGGAUCAAGAAAUUCCGGGAGGCCUGCAUAGAGCUGCUGCCCCAAACCUUCCAAAUCCUUCCCAAAGUGCCUGAGCGGAUCCAGCGGAGAAUCCAGCCCAGCACGGUGUACGUGUGCAACGAAAACCAAUCCGCGGUCUAGGGAGCACGGGAGCCGAGCCCGCCCCGCCCCGCCCCGCGGCCCGCGCGCUGGACUCCGCUUCCGGGCUUCAAAGCCCUCGGCGUUCUGUGGCGACUGUCUAAGCACAAAGGUACUCAUUUGUUUCCAGGGGAGCUGCUGCUCUCACUCUUCAAGUCUCCACAAGAUGUGUCUUUGUUUCUCAUCUCAGAAGAACCACGUGUGGGUCUGGUGGGAACAGGGUACUGUGGGAGUUGGUCUGAAAGAGAGAGAGGAGGCGGGAAAGCUGAAAGUGGAGCUGGUUGAGGGUGGGGCAGGAGGAGGUUCUAUAAAAAGAGCUCAGCUCUCUCAUCUGAGCCCCCGCUCUCAGGAGCACCCCUUGGUGCUAGAUUCUGGUGCAAGAAACUCAAAACAGGUAUUGUCAUCUCACAGGUCAUCGUUCCCUCCACUUGAUGCCAGCGUUCCUUAGAGUUCUACCGGUAGGGGAUGGGAAUGAAUGACAAGAGUCUUCACUUUGGUCAGAUGUGCAUUUCUGACCAUGCCAAAUUGAAUUUUCUAGAAAGAAAUGUAAAUCAUACUGGGAAGCUCUUGAGGCCACCAGUGUGACAGGUGGAAAGCCUCAAAGCUGGGGGAGGGGAGUGUUCGGGAGAAGCUGAACUAUAAGAAGUCCACUUGGGUCCUCACGUGUGCUCCUGUCCCCUCACAUGCCUGGCCAGCUUGAUGACCCUUGUCCCUCUGUCCCUGUCCUCUCUGAGCCUCCCUUUGUUUUCAUCCUGUCCAGUGUGCCAACAGAAAAAAAGAAAACCACCUGCUGUGACUCCAUCCAUUGAGCAGGUAUUUGUAGUGACUUGCUCUCAAAACCACUGGGCUUUGUUUACACAUUUCUUCUGGAUGCCCCAGAGCCUUUGUGAGGCACUAGAUCCAGGUCAGCACUAGAGUUGUUUCAGGCAUAGAACAACCCUCCCCAAAGCCGGGUGCCCCAUUCAUCUCUGUUCCUCCUACCUCACUCACGUCCACGCUGUUGUCAGAGCCUCUAACCAAGGACCACGGCUUGGGAAGGAAUCCUAGAGGGGACCUUUUGCUUGCAUCACACACUUGGCCACUAUGGCCAUAGCCACCAUCAUGACCAGGAGUUUCAAUGUAGAAGGUGACUUCUGUGAGCUUAGGGCACACGACACUAGGUCCAUUAGACUCUUUACAAAGUCAGAUCUGAAGAGAGAGAGAAAUCUGAUUCCACGUCUGACUCCAUUGGGAACUAGUCUGUGACCUUGCUCAUUUCAUCUCUUUUUAAGAGCCCAUUUGCCAAGGGAAGAAGUUGUUCUACAUGACCUCCAUCUCCUUGAUUCUAAACUGUAACUUCUGCCUGGAAUCAUGAGGUCCUCUGCAUUCAUUUAUUCACCCAUGCAAUGGCAUUUGUUAAGUGCCUGAUAGUACAGGGCACUGUAUGUGAGGUUAUAAGUGAAUCAUGGGCUACCCAGGACAAUAGCCCACCAUAUCUCAGGAGAGUGGAAACCACCCAAGAGCACAGAAGCUCCACUCUGCUUCAUUUCUUAUUUCUUUCCAGGUUGUAUUCAGAGGCUAGCUCCCCAUUCUAGCACUCUCUUCCUGUGGUAGCAGUGAUGGGGGCAGGAAAGGAGGGAUGAAAGGAGAAUGAAACAUAUAAAUCUCAGCCCCGGGGAGGGUCUUUCAAGAAAAUAAUUGACAGCUGUUCUCGCUAACCAAGGGAAGAGGGAGAGAAGACAUGCAGUGGGUAAAUAGUUGACUAAGGUUGACCUGUGCUCUCAGUGCCCACACCAAAGCUGAGGAUAGCCCUUAGCUCCCCUGGGCCAGGGCUUCAGGGUCCAUUGGUGCUCAAGAGCACCACAAGACUACUGUGGGGAGCAACCCUAGGGACACCUCCCUUCCAGGGGGCAAUUCAGAGCCUUGAAUAAAGAGGAUCCACUGAAUGAAGGUACCAAAAUUUACAUCGAUCCAUGUUAUAUGAUAUUUGUGGAAUAGUAUAUGUUUUAAAGUAAUAAUUUUGUAUAUAUUUUAAAUAAACUAUUAUGGCUCUUUCAAUGUA